This is a messenger RNA of Schistocerca gregaria, 2606 nucleotides long. It is a transcript of the gene POLDIP2, whose product is annotated as polymerase delta-interacting protein 2. Gene Ontology annotation, biological process: error-free translesion synthesis. Gene Ontology annotation, molecular function: DNA binding. The record is from RefSeq and is a predicted model, not a curated record. The coding region runs from base 779 to 1804 and encodes 341 amino acids. Gene Ontology annotation, cellular component: mitochondrial nucleoid; nucleus. Lineage: Eukaryota; Metazoa; Arthropoda; Insecta; Orthoptera; Acrididae. The transcript is spliced from 7 exons.
UACUACUGUAAGUAUUCCUGCAAUAAAUCAGUCUCUUGAGCUUGUGUCUCUGAAACCAUCUGUUAAUUCAUAGGCAAUUUGGACAUCACAGGAACGACUUUGUGCUCCCCCCACUAACAGUUCAAUAACGUGCGAUACUUGUGUACAAUUUUGACUCGUGGAAAUUUAUUUUUGAAGUAUUUGUUUCACCCAGAAUUUCUGCAGCAUGCGCAGUCUCUUGAACGAUUACAGUUAACCCUACCCGAAACCUGCAUUCUGAUACACGAUGUGGGAGACCACCAAAAUGCGGGAUUUAAAAAUCUAUUUCUCACGCUAAUGUUGAGAACUCUUUAAUAUUACCACUACAACGAUUUAAGAGAUUCUGAAGCCUUCAGUGCGGAGAAAUUAGAAAUGUUGUUCAUUAUUUCGUAAUUAAUUUAUAAGAUUGCACGGAAACUCUAGAAUCGUAUGUGGAAGGGUGUGGUAUACACCAAAAUAAAUUGUACACUCAUUGAGUGAAAAUAUAAUUAAUGAGUAACAGAAAUUAGCAGUAAUUUACUACAGAUAAGGUUGCAAUUUUUAACCAACACUGUACAUGUAACAGGUAAAUUAAUGACGUGUAAGGGCAAUUUCGGAAAGCCCAAAAAAUUGGCAUGAAGCCCAAAGAGUAAAUUUUUAAUGCAAUGUUUUGAUCAACGUUCAUCAAAAUUCCAGUGAAAAUAUGACUUUUCCAAGUAAAUUAACUGCAAAAAAUGUGAUUUAGUACGUGUAGUUGGCAGCGCAAACACUAAAAAGCAUAAUGGAAGCAAUGGUAGGGCUGUCAAGGUAUUUGCGGCGAAAGGUUUUAGAAGUUCCUGUACGGGUCGUAACUUUACACUGCGUGAACUACACAAGGCUAGCUGAGGUUGGCCGUUUAGAAGAACCGAAGUCUGAUGGAAAAUAUGACACAGGACAACUGUUUCUUCACAGAGUAUUUGGCUACCGUGGCGUCGUUCUUUUUCCAUGGCUUGCCAGAGUAUAUGAUAGAGAUGAGUCUGUCAGGAAGAGAGGAAACAGGAGUGUGCCAUCUCCUGGAUCGCCGUCUUCAGAUGUAAAAGGUCAGACACAGACCUUCUAUCAAGUUCUAAUUGACUCCAGGGAUUGUCCAUUCAUUCGAGCACAAACAGAGGCAGUUACGUUUCUUGGUAACCAAGACAGCAGUCGUAGCUUGUAUGCUAUACCAGGCUUGGACUAUGUAGCCCAUGAGGAUGUACUGCCAUACACAACUACUGAAAAGCAGCCACUGCAUCAUGAACUGGUUGACAAAUUCUUGUCUCAUGUGCCAGACAGAGAUCCUCCAUUUGUAGGACUAGAAACUUUAGAUGCAUGGCAAAGAAAAAAUCAUCCAUGGCUUGAAUUGUCGGAUGUUCACAAGGAAACAACAGAAAAUGUUCGUGUGACAGUCAUACCUUUCUAUAUGGGUUCUAGAGAAUUUCAGACUGCUUCUGUUUAUUGGUGGCGGUACUGCAUACGUCUUGAGAAUCUUGGAAAAUUAUCAGUUCAGCUGCGGGAGCGGCACUGGCGAAUCUUCAGCCUGUCGGGUACACUGGAGACAGUGCGUGGACGUGGAGUGGUUGGCCAGGAACCUGUCCUCUCUCGGGCUUCGCCAGCUUUCCAGUACAGCAGCCAUGUCAGUUUGCAGGCACCAUCAGGCCACAUGUGGGGCACCUUCCGUAUGGAGCGUGAAGAUGGAUUUUCAUUCGACUGUCGCAUCCCACCCUUCCCACUUGAGAGCAAAAUAGAAGAGCAGCCACCAGCCUCAUCACCUACACAGGGAGCAGAAUGAAUUAGAGACUAAUUGUAUUUAUUGUACAGAUUUCAGUUAUUUAUUUGAAAAAAAAAACAAUUGUGCAAGUUGUAAUUUCUCAACUGUCCUUGCUGAUGCAAGUGAAUUAAAGAAUUGAAACUGUGGAUAGUCUGUGAAAGUUGGUCUCUUUUUAUUGAUUCUACAAUAGAAAACCUUAUCUUCUGAAAUCUGAAAAAGAAACAUAUUCUACCGGAGAAUAAGGGGAAGUAAUUUUAUUCUUCUGGAGAUGCAAGAAGAAUGAAGAAGGUACUCAAGAGAGAGAAAUUCAAAUCACGGAGUAAAGAUCAGAAAAGAAACUGGUGAAAUGAAGAGCUGAAUGGAUAGGAUAUAUAGAAGGAUAUUGGAGGACUGAGGGUGGAUAUCCUCAAUGGCUUUGACCCAUUUCUCAAAAUGUGACAAUUCUUAUGCCAGUGGUAAUUGAGUAAAAUGUUUUACAGUUUCUCAAAACUGCAAAAUUUGAUUGCGCCAAUUUAUUCAUUUAAACAACCGCUUUUCUGAAACUAGAGGCUUAUGUCCUAAGUUUGACAGAAAUUCUUGUGACUGUUGUUCUGUUUUAAGAAAUAAAUGUGGAGACUGCUAUAGAUAUUUACAAGUAAUAAUUAGUAUGAAAGUGUACACAGUUCCUGAUAGGUAACAUUUUUAAUAUUUCCAGCAUAGUUGGAAUAAAUUGCUCAUCGAAUGUAAUUACGGUAUGAGAAAAGCAGUGUGACAUUUCAUGUAAGUUCAUAUCAUGGUAAUGUUUUGUACUUUUUCUUGUAAAUAAAAUUGUACUGAAUUUUAA